This is a messenger RNA of Phytophthora megakarya, 621 nucleotides long. The record is from the annotation of a GenBank genome assembly. Lineage: Eukaryota; Oomycota; Peronosporomycetes; Peronosporales; Peronosporaceae.
AUGGUUCACAAUACACAGUCAAUUCACGAAGCUAUCGACCUGUUCGAGGCUGCGAAAGCCCAGAUACAACGAGAAGGAACCCCUCAGCAUGCACAAGUCCUUUUGUUGGACUUCGCAAAAGCCUACGACUCACUGGAUGGACGCUUCAUGAUAAACCUGCUGUACGAUGAAGUGGAGAGGAAUUCCCAGCUGACAGGAAUAAAUCUACAUGCUCAGGACAAUGAUUGGGCGGGCGCGAUGAAAUUGCAGGUCGCAGUGUAUGCAGAUGAUACGGCAAUCUACUUGGCUGACAGUGCCAUGCGGACAGAAGCAAUUGAGGCAGUUGCUGCUUUCUCGGUGGUCUCGGAGCUUUGGUUGAACGUGGAUAAGUCGAAGGCAAUUAGGCUCGGAGGAGAGCAGGUGGAAAGCACCCACAACGACAGUGCGGCACAAAACAACGUGGUGGAAGAGGUUGAAAGCACCAGAUACCUAGGGCAUAUUGCUGGUAUGGGAGAUACAUGUUCACUGGUAUGGAACACAGCUUUGGAGGCCACUCGCGUACGAUUGGCUUUAGCGGAGGUGAAGACCAACUCGGUACAUCCGAGAGCAACAAUUGCAGCGGCGGUCAUCAUCCCUAAGUUG